UAUAUAAAUACAAUGAAAAAAAGUUUAAAUAUUACUAAACGUUUCAUAAAUUAUAAGUUGAACGUGUAUAUAUAUAUAUAAAACAUAUAUAUACACAAAUACCAUCAAAUGACAAUAUGUGAUAUAACCUCUUUUUUAGUAAAAGAAGAUGCUAUCUUUGAUUAGAUAUCUAAAUAAUCGUAAAUUUUUGAGUCUUAUUUGUAUUCCUAUUGCUGCUGUUGGAUAUUAUAUAGAAGGACUUCUAUCUGAUCGUUAUACACCUCCAACUGCACCAAUAAUGGAACAACGUGAAGAAAGAUUAUUAGCCAAUAUGAAUUCUAUGCCUGAUGAAAAAAGGCAUUCUCCAUUGGAAAUUAAUCUUCCACCAUCAUUAUCUGUAUAAUUAUUAGCAUAAACUAAGUAUUUAUGAUCAGAAAAAUGUAUAAUAUAAAGAAAAAAUUUAGUUCCAAUCAUAUAAAACCAAAAAUAUAAUUUUAAUAUAUGAUUA
Molecule: messenger RNA, 487 nt
Organism: Apis mellifera (honey bee)
Lineage: Eukaryota; Metazoa; Arthropoda; Insecta; Hymenoptera; Apidae
Exons: 2
Coding region: 149-382 (77 amino acids)
Source: RefSeq, a predicted model, not a curated record